AUGGCUCCUCGUCGUGCUGCCAGUCGGGCCCAUAAGCCUGAAAAACCUGUACGAGCUGGACGCAUCACGAAAUCGAUAAAAGACGAACCAGUCAAGGCCUCAGUUUCACCUGACAGAUUGGAAGAUGCUCUCAGCGCCAAUCUUCUUCAGCCAGUUUAUGGUUCUCCCCCUGCAUGGUCAGAGGGCCGCCAACAGCUCUGCGACGCGAUCCCGUGGUUUCGCUGCACACAAGGCGCUAUGUAUCACAGCGAAGGAUUCUGCUACGGGUUUCUGAUUGAUGCUGACUGCGGAUCUCGUACCUAUAUCGACGACGAGGUCAUUAUCACAAGGAUUGGUGGAUGUUGCACCAAGGACUCGGAAGGAAAUCUGACUCUUGAGAAGAACCAAGACCCGCAAAAUGCUAUUGUGCAAAGUAUUAUGGGCAGCAUGAAUUCAAAGCUUGCUGUUGGUCUUGUCAUCGGAAGCAAAAACAAGAUUCUCAACCGAGACCUUCCCCAUCGGUAUAAUGUCAUGGACUGGUUCCGCGUUACCAAUGUCUGGUUUGAGAAAAUUGGCCAAAAGCACGGGGCCAAGGUCCGAUUCGAAAAACUGAGCCUCUGUGAGAAGAGCUGGUGGGCUCUGAAGGAUUCCCUUGCUCCAGCAACCUUCGAGGAACGAGAUUUCGAGACCCGUCCGGCAUCCUUUGAGUGCCAGAUCUGUUCCGAGAAAAGCUUUUUGCUUUACAACGAAGGAUGGAUGUGUCUGAACCCUGGUUGUGUUGACUUCUGGAAGAUUGAUGACGCUCUUCCUCCUGCUGAGCUCACCUUCACCCCUGACUUCUUGUUAUUUCGCCAUCGGCCAGACCCCACAGUACAGCCUCACUACAGUCUCGUACCGGAUCUACUUUCUACGUUAGAUGAGAAUGCCGCAGAUGUCAGCACUUCUCGCAUUGCAUGGAAAGGUAUUGUGUGUCCUGAAUGUUCCAAAUGCAUCCGCCGAACUUUCUGGCGAGGCUGGAAGUGCGAUGAUGAUCUCACCAAUGCUCAGGAAUGUGGCAAAAAAUGCCCAUUCGAAAAGUUCAUGAGCAUGAACCCGGUCUCGCUUCGUGUCGUUCUCGAUCAUUUUGAGCUGGCCCCAAUCAAGCGCGCAAUUCUUUUCGACAGAAAGUUCAGCCUCCCAGACAUUGAUGAUAGCUCCAUGUUUCCGUAUCGGAGAUUGACUUACAAAAUCGAGGGUGUCGGUUCUAUCACCCACUACGUGUCUAACAGAGCGAUUAAUAGCCGCAAGAAUGGUCCAGACGAUCUUUUCGUGAAUCUUCAACGUGAUGAUCUCGGAUUGAAGCGGUUCCGCCUCCAGUCAAGUCUAGUUGCUGGUACACUGACUUCUCACUUUGCUGUUAACUAUGGAAUGCCUUACAAAUACGUCGUGUCCGUUGAUUCCAAAGGUUUCGAUGAAGCACCUGAGGAUAUGCUGCGAGCUCUAGGUCGCUUGUCCUGGGCGACAGAGAACGCUGUCCUUUCCGCUGGGGACAACUAUCUACCUCCAAAUGAACUAUUGACACUUGGCUAUUUCGAAGAGAUGAAGAUAGGGUUCCAUGACGAUGGAGAAUCCUCAUUGGGCCCAAGCAUCGCCACCCUCUCACUCGGAGCGAAGGCAACCAUGCUGAUUCGCAUGAAGUACAAAUACUUCAAUGGAUAUACUCGAAAGGCCGAUAACAAAUCGAUUGGAACCCUUCUACAAGAUGAUCCCGUCCUAAAAGACUGCAUGUUUGAAAGCGAGCGCAAGGCCCUCAAACAAGAGCUCCACGAUGGAGAAAUCUCACAAGAUGAGUAUGAUAGCUCUCGUCGCGCUCUAUCAAAAGGCCGCAGGGGGAAAGAAGCACCAACCACAAUCAAGAUGGAACUUCACCAUGGCGAUCUGGUCGUCAUGCAUGGAGAGAAGCUUCAAAAGUAUUACGAGCAUGCUGUGGCGCCCGAGAACAAGCUGCGAUUUGCUCUAACCGCAAGAUAUGUUAAGCCUGAACAUGUCGAUCCCCGAGAAUACAAGAAAGGCGAGUAUUCCUUGGCCGCUGAGCAGAUUUACGAUGGAAAGUGA
Molecule: messenger RNA, 2073 nt
Organism: Penicillium antarcticum
Lineage: Eukaryota; Fungi; Ascomycota; Eurotiomycetes; Eurotiales; Aspergillaceae
Exons: 9
Coding region: 1-2073 (690 amino acids)
Biological process (GO): DNA repair
Source: RefSeq, a predicted model, not a curated record